AUGUCUAAGCGUGUUGAUGACCCCUUGUUCGUAUUAAACAUAGGAGACGAUGAUACAGUCAAAUCACUGGAGUUGCAAUGGAAGCCAGUCGCAGACCACUUUCAAUAUGACAUCGUAUCACGAUCCACAGAAGGUGCGUUAUCCAAAAGAGCUAUACUCUCCGACCUGAACAGAAUCUUCGAUCCACUCGGAUUCCUGUCACCAGUUCUAGUGAAAGGGAAAAUAUUCCUACAACAGCUGUGGUCCAUGAAGAUAGACUGGGAAGCAAGACUUCCAGUAGACAUUCAGCAAAGAUGGUGUCAAUUUUAUGAGGAACUUGAGCGAUUAAGAGCUUUAUCCAUUCCCAGAAAGGCUAUACCCGGACGUAGCAAUAUCAUAGAUAUACAUGGAUUUUGUGACGCCUCCGAGGAAGCGUAUGGCGCUUGUAUCUACAUUCGUUCCCAGAGUAUUGAUGGAAAAUGGCAUUCCAGGCUUCUAUGUGCAAAAACCCGAGUGACCCCGUUAAAGGGAAGCACAAUCCCACGGCUUGAGUUGAACGGUGCAUUGUUAUUAGCUGAGCUGGCUCAACGGGUUUCUGAGUCAUGGCAAAUCAACGUUCAUCAGUUCAAACUAUGGACGGACUCGACUAUAGUACUAGGAUGGUUGAACAGCCAAGGCAGCCGGCUGAAAACAUACGUUGCCAAUCGAGUAGCACAAAUCAUGGAUGUCACAGAAGUGAAACAGUGGAACCACAUAGGGACACAGGAAAACCCAGCGGAUAUUCCUUCAAGAGGUUUAAGGCCACAAGAGCUAUUAGUGUCAAGGUUGUGGUGGAACGGACCCGCCUGGUUGGAAAGUGAUGAGAAGGAUUGGACCCUAAAUCCAAUAAUACAUGCGGAGGAAGAGCUACCUGAAGUACGUGAAGUGAAGCUAGUACUUGCGGUGACUAACCCAGUAAACGGUAUAUUUAAACACUACUCUGAAUGGAACCGUAUGCUACGAGGAGUAGCUUGGUUGACGAUAUAUUCGAAGUACCUGCGUAAGAUGAUCAAUGGCCCUCAAUCUUUAAGGAUACCCGACUUGAACGAAGCGAGGAAAACGAUUUUCAGAAUGGUUCAAGCUGAGUGUUUUAGCAAGGAGAUCUCGUCACUAGGAAGGGGGCAAGAAGUACCAAGGAAUAGCAAGUUGCGGAGCUUGAAUCCCUUCCUGCGCGAUGGGUUAAUACUUGUAGGCGGAAGACUCGAGAAUUCAGACAUGGCUGAUGAACACAAACACCCUGUGGUACUACCUGCUACUCAUAAGGUAACCAGAAUGAAAUUUGAAAAAUACCACCUGGAGCUACUUCAUGGGGGACCUCAGCUCUUAUUAUCGGAAGUGAGGCGUCUAUAUUGGCCACUGUUAGGUCGAGUAACUGCGAGGUCUACUGCGAGUAACUAA
Messenger RNA from Metopolophium dirhodum (rose-grain aphid), 1416 nucleotides. RefSeq lists its product as uncharacterized. The transcript has a single exon. Bases 1 to 1416 code for a protein of 471 amino acids. NCBI's taxonomy places the organism in Eukaryota, Metazoa, Arthropoda, Insecta, Hemiptera, Aphididae. The record is from RefSeq and is a predicted model, not a curated record.